AUGCUGGCAUUAGUUUUAACGGCAGAUUUGGAAGGCGUGACCGACCUUGUGCCUUCGGACACAGCUGAAUCACCUUACUAUUACACAUUCAAAGUCCAGUGUACAUCCUGUCGAGAGAUCCAUCCCAAUUGGGUGGGGGUCAGCCGUCAUGAGAUGAACGAACAAUCCGGAAGUCGAGGAGAAGCAAACUUUGUCUGGAAAUGCAAGAACUGCAAGCGAGAAUCAAGCGCCUCCAUCAAGGCAGCUCCAGCAAAGUAUGAGCAAAAUUCUCCUGCGAAACCAAAGAAUAUCAUAGACAUCGACUGUCGGGGUCUGGAAUUCACGGAUUUCAAGCCAGAUGGAGAAUGGGAGGCCACCGGAAUCGAGUCAGGGACGAAAUUCACGGGGAUCGACUUGUCGGAAGGAGAGUGGUUUGAUUACGAUGAGAAAGCUGGCGAGGAACUCUCCCAACAUAACUCAACGUUCAAAUUCACUCCCAUAAACCCGCGACCUCUGCUUCAGAGCUUGAUCAACGACGAAGUGAUCAUCCGUUUAAAAUGGGGUCAAACAGAAUACAAAGGCCGGCUCAUUAGUGUCGACUCAUACAUGAACAUCCAGCUCUCGAACACAGAAGAGUAUAUUGACAGGAAGCACACCGGUACUUUGGGACAGGUGCUUAUCAGAUGCAAUAAUGUUCUGUGGAUAUCUGCAGCCAAAGGAGUCGAAAUGAAUGGCGAAGGACCCGACACGAAGAUGGAGGACUAG
This is a messenger RNA of Cladophialophora bantiana CBS 173.52, 744 nucleotides long. RefSeq lists its product as uncharacterized. Gene Ontology annotation, molecular function: zinc ion binding; RNA binding. The record is from RefSeq and is a predicted model, not a curated record. The transcript has 9 exons. Gene Ontology annotation, cellular component: spliceosomal complex. Lineage: Eukaryota; Fungi; Ascomycota; Eurotiomycetes; Chaetothyriales; Herpotrichiellaceae. The coding region runs from base 1 to 744 and encodes 247 amino acids. Gene Ontology annotation, biological process: spliceosomal snRNP assembly.